AUUUAUUUAUUUUUUCCUCCGACCGCAAUUUGCAUGUAAGAAGAACUCAGAUCUCUUCUUCCACUCUCAUUCUUUCAUCUUUCUUUCACAAGUCACAAUUCCUUACAGUCACUGAUUCCACCAGUAAUCGGAGAGAACAAAGCUUUUGUACAAUCAAUGCCGCGGCCGCCCAACGAGCCCUCAUGGGACUGCAUGCUGCCGGGGCCGCCGUCCAAGAACAACGCCGGAUCCGCCGAUCUCUCCUCCGCCGGCCUCCUCGCCUACGCCGCCGGCAGCUCCGUCGCCAUCCUCGACACUCACUCAAUGCAACUCGUCUCCACCCUGCCCCUCCCCGCAUCCCCUUCCUCCGCCGCCUCCCCAUUCAUCACCGCCGUGCGGUGGUCGCCGCUCCCACUCCCCCACCACCUCCUCGACAGCGAGACUUCCUCCCCGCACCUCAUGCUCUCCGUCGGCGAUCGCCACGGCCGCAUUUCCCUGCUCGAUUUCCGCUCCAAAUCCCCCAUCCUCUUCCUGGAGACCAAUUACCCCAAUUCGUCCAAAUUAGGUAUUCAGGAUCUCUGCUGGAUUCAGACCCGAUCCGACUCUUGGUCCCUCGCCGCCAUUUCCGGACCCUCGCUUCUCUCCAUUUACAACACCGCCACCGGCCGCUGCUUCUUCAAGUACGACGCCUCGCCGGAGUACUUCUCCUGCCUCCGCCGCGAUCCCUUCGAUUCCCGCCAUUUCUGCGCCCUGGGGCUCAAGGGUUUCCUGCUGUCGGUGAAAUUAUUAGGCGACGACUCUGAAAACGACGUCGUCUUGAAGGACUUCAGAUUCGCUCCGAUCCGUUUCCCAAGCUACGUAGUCAAAUUCGCAUUCUCACCGCACUGGAAGCAUGUGGUACUAGUGGGGUUUCCAAGAGAGAUGGUGUUGUUCGACUUGCAGUACGAAUCGGUGUUGUUCGCCACAGGGUUUCCGAGGGGUUGCGGCAAGUUCUUGGAGGUUUUGCCAGACGUGAAUAUGGAGGUCUUUUACUGCGUCCAUUUGGACGGCAAGCUCAGUACAUGGCGACGUAAAGAGGAAGAGCAAUUGCAUAUUAUGUGUUCGAUGGAUGAAUUAAUGCCCUCAAUCGGCACAAGUGUUCCUUCUCCGUUAGUUCUUGCAGUCGCCAUCUCGCAGUCGGAUUACACGCUCCAAGACAUUCACAAGCUUUGUCCUGACUCGGAUUUAGACGUUAUGGAUUUCAGUAAUCCUUUUGAUUUCCUUGACGAAUCUCGUAUAAUUUCGAAAACACAUUUAAUAUCUGUUUCGGAUGAUGGGAAAGUGUGGAAGUGGCUUCUGACCGCUGAAGGGUCUAGGGAUAGUCAGAAGGAUAUCGAGAAUGCGAAAAGGGUUGCCAAAGUCGGUGAAGUUUCACUGGCUGAAAUUGAAUCCCGAUCAGAAGGUUUUUCCGCUGCUGAAGUCACACAUGUAAAUGAUUCAGAUAGCAGAGAGAAGCGCAAAUCUGGUCCCACUGUUGUUGCAGAUGAAGUUUCAUUUAAGAUGAAUCUAGUCGGGCAGCUUCAUCUUCUCUCAUCAGCUGUGACUAUGCUAGCUGUACCCUCCCCUUCAUUGACAGCUACUUCGGCACGUGGGGGAAACUCCCCUGCUGUAGCUGUUCCACUGGUUGCUUUAGGAACGCAAAGCGGCACCAUUGAUGUGAUUGACAUCUCUGCCAAUGCUGUUGCUGCAAGUUUUUCUGUCCAUAACAGUGUAAUCAGGGGCUUACCUUGGUUAGGAAAUUCAAGACUGGUUUCGUUUUCCUAUACGCCGGGAACAGAGAAAACAGGAGGAUAUAUCAACAAGCUUGUUGUAACAUGUCUAAGAAGUGGUCUUCAUCGAACAUUUCGAGUAAUGCAGAAGCCAGAGCGAGCACCGAUAAGAGCAUUAAGGUCUUCAUCUUCUGGAAGAUAUCUUUUGAUCUUGUUCCGGGAUGCACCUGUAGAAGUUUGGGCGAUGACAAAGACUCCAAUAAUGCUGAGGUCGUUAGCUCUCCCGUUUACCGUUCUUGAAUGGACUCUUCCAACAGUUCCAAGGCCGGCCCAAAAUAAACCUUCGAGGACCUCUUCGUUUUUAUCCAAAGACCGUGGUGGCAUCCCUCCAGCUUCUUCCCCUACUAAAGCAUCUUCAACAGAUGCAAAGGAAGGAGCAGAUGGAUCUAAAGAUGAAUUUUCGGAAAGCUUUGCAUUUGCUUUGGUGAAUGGCGCACUUGGAGUUUUCGAGGUCCAUGGACGAAGAAUCCGAGACUUUAGACCAAAGUGGCCAUCAUCUUCAUUUGUUUCCUCCGAUGGAUUGAUUACAGCUAUGGCGUACCGCUUGCCUCAUGUAGUCAUGGGCGAUAGGUCAGGAAACAUACGGUGGUGGGAUGUGACAACUGGCCAAUCAUCUUCAUUCAACACUCACAGGGAAGGUAUUCGGCGAAUCAAGUUCUCCCCAGUUGUUCCUGGAGAUAAUAGCCGUGGACGAAUCGCUGUUCUGUUUUAUGACAACACAUUUUCCGUCUUUGAUCUGGAUUCACCCGAUCCAUUGGCUAAUUCCCUUUUACAACCGCAAUUUCCUGGAACUCUAGUACUCGAACUCGACUGGCUACCUUUGCGGAUAAAUAAAGACGACCCGCUGCUAUUGUGUAUUGCAGGAGCCGAUAGUAGUUUCCGUCUCGUUGAACUAAAUGUGUACGUCUCGUAAUUCCUUGACGUUCUCUAUAUAUUCCAUAUUUCAUGUUUUUACUUGCUUCAUCCACGUUAUGGUUUACAGAUGGGUGUGAACCCGUCGUGGUUCGAGGCAUUCAGUACAGCCAUGAACGAGGCGCAUAUUCCAGGAACACCGUCAGCUGGAGACCUUCGCGGUUAUAUGAUUGAUUCGCCACGUGUUGGUGACUCAGCUGUACCCGAGAUGCUUCUCAAAGUACUAGAGCCUUAUCGUAAAGAAGGCGGCCUCCUCGAUGAAGACAGAGUAAGGCUGUACGCUAAAAUUGUUAAAAAAGGGUCCACUUUGAGGUUGGCAUUUGCAGCAGCCAUUUUUGGCGAAUCCAUGGAAGCGCUUUUCUGGCUGCAGUUACCUCGUGCUCUCAACCACUUGAUGAAUAAAUUGGUUAACAAAUCGGCACAAAAGGGCCCACGUACAGCUCAUGCUCCUGAAAUUGACGAGGCGUCCAUGUUAAGCAGGAUAUCUUCAAAAGGAAAAUCAGUCCCUGGAGAAAAAAGUAUUUUGGGAAAUGGUCAACUUAAACUGAUGGCUUUUGAGCAGCAAGAAUUGUGGGAGCGUGCUAACGAACGUAUCUCGUGGCAUGAAAAAUUGGAGGGUGAAGAGUCGAUUCAGAACCGUGUACACGAGCUUGUGUCGGUUGGAAACUUGGAAGCUGCUGUUAGUUUGCUGCUUUCGACUUCUCCAGAGAGCUCUUACUUUUACGCAAAUGCUCUACGAGCCGUCGCUCUUUCUUCUGCCGUUUCUUCGUCUCUACUCGAACUCGCUGUGAAGGUAGUUGCAGCCAAUAUGGUCAGAAAUGAUCGGUCGAUGUCCGGGACCCACCUGCUUUGUGCAGUAGGGAGAUAUCAAGAAGCUUGUUCUCAGUUGCAGGAUGCUGGAUGUUGGACCGAUGCCGCCACAUUAGCUGCAACACAUUUAAAAGGAUCUGAUUAUGCAAGGGUGUUGCAGCGAUGGGCUGAGCAUGUUCUUCACGCGGAACAUAAUAUCUGGAGGGCGUUGAUCUUAUACGUGGCAGCUGGCGCGUUACAAGAAGCACUAGCGGCACUUCGCCAAGCACAGCUGGCAGACACUGCGGCCAUGUUCUUACUCGUUUGCCAUGAAACCCAUUCUGAAUUUUUAUCCCGUUUAGAUUCCGACGAAGAGGCAACAUCUUCUUUCAAGGAUAAGGUUCCACAUUUGCCUGGACUGAACCCUGUUGACGAAGACGUUGUCGCAGUCGGUGAAUACUUCGGACAGUACCAAAGGAAACUAGUACAUUUGUGCAUGGACUCUCAGCCUUACACCGAUUAAAAUACUUAUGGCGUCGCUUCUAUUUUUUUCUCUGUGCGCGCGCAUCUGGCAAUUAAAUCGGACUUUCUCGAAGAGAUAUAAGCUGCUUCUGUUAUAUCA
Molecule: messenger RNA, 4110 nt
Organism: Erythranthe guttata (spotted monkey flower)
Lineage: Eukaryota; Viridiplantae; Streptophyta; Magnoliopsida; Lamiales; Phrymaceae
Source: RefSeq, a predicted model, not a curated record